CAGGGCAAAUGUGUGAAGUACUGGCCCGAGGAAUGCGAUGGUGACCUUGAGAUACCAGUGUAUGGGGGCAUGUUGAAGGUCGCCUACGUUUCGACUAAAGAACAUGGAGAUUAUACUUUGAGGGAAUUUGAACUUACAAAGAAAAUCUUGAAAGUUAUUCUUACAACUAUCUACCACUACCACUACACUUCCUGGCCGGAAGUUUUCGUGCCGAAGGAUCCAGAGCCUAUUUUAAGUUUUCUCGACGUUAUAAACGAUAAGCAGGAAUCCCUGGAAGAGGCUGGCCCCAUUGUUGUCCAGUGCAGUGCUGGCAUUGGUAGGACAGGCACUGUCAUCAUCAUCGACCUACUUCGAAAUCAAAUUAGACUGCAAGGCAUCAACUGUGAUAUUGACAUACCUCAGGCAAUACAAAAGGCUCGCUCUUAUAGAUCUGGUCUUGUACAAAGCGAGUCACAGUACAAGUUUAUAUACCAGGCCAUCACUCUCUACGUUGAAAUUCUAAAUUUCAUGCAUCAAGGAAAGGUAAUAAUGGUUCAUUCAUUCUGUUUUAACUUUUUCUAUCUUUCUUUCUCUGAUCUCUUCUUUUCUCUUUGA
Helobdella robusta is the source of this 594-nucleotide messenger RNA. RefSeq lists its product as hypothetical. NCBI's taxonomy places the organism in Eukaryota, Metazoa, Annelida, Clitellata, Rhynchobdellida, Glossiphoniidae. Gene Ontology annotation, molecular function: protein tyrosine phosphatase activity. The record is from RefSeq and is a predicted model, not a curated record. Gene Ontology annotation, biological process: protein dephosphorylation. The transcript has 5 exons. The annotation marks the transcript as partial.